Patella vulgata (common limpet) is the source of this 3390-nucleotide messenger RNA. RefSeq names its product dimodular nonribosomal peptide synthase. NCBI's taxonomy places the organism in Eukaryota, Metazoa, Mollusca, Gastropoda, Patellidae. The transcript has 3 exons. The coding region runs from base 132 to 1424 and encodes 430 amino acids. Gene Ontology annotation, molecular function: phosphopantetheine binding; catalytic activity. Gene Ontology annotation, biological process: secondary metabolite biosynthetic process; amino acid activation for nonribosomal peptide biosynthetic process. Gene Ontology annotation, cellular component: cytoplasm. The record is from RefSeq and is a predicted model, not a curated record.
CAGGAGUAUUACGUCCAGGAGGUUCAAAAGAGGAUAUUAAACGAAUUCUGAUUGAUGCAAACCAAGCACUUGAUCUGAUUAUAAUCGACGAAGACAAUCGAAACAUCGAUGAAACUUUUGAAAAGAAAAGUAUGGAACCCUUUGAUUUGAAAUCCAGAGGACCUGUUCGUUUCAUAUACCACACAAAUGGUUCAUCUAUGCGAAUCGGCAUUAUAUGCAAUCACAUAGCAUUUGACAUACUAGCGCUGAGCAUGUUAUUGGAGGAAUUCAUAACCUGCUUGAAAAGUUUCUACAAGUACCAAGGCCUUGGACAGGUUACAAUACCAGCACCUCUAAAUCAUAUAUCGGCAGCGAAUAUAAUGGAUAGGAGAUUAAAAUCUUCACUUAGUGCGAUGAAGAGUUUUUGGAAAAGAGAGUUAUCCAAGGGCGUCCCGUUGAUUGGUAUCGAUUCUACCAAACCAUGUCAAUUACACGGCCUUUGCGUUACAGCCCAUAGACAAAUGUCUACAGAGCUACACAAUGAACUCAGUAAACUAAGCAAGACACUGCGAACAACAACAUCUAAGAUAAUGAUGUCUACGUAUCAGCUGUUUUUGAGUCUUCGAUCUGGAAAUCGUAGAGUUUUUAUUACUCUACCUAAAGACCUUCGGUCGUCAUUGCCAGAAACUAAAAAUGUUAUGGAAUGCUUAAUAAACCACAUUCCAGUUUUUGCAGAUAUAGAACACUCUAUGUCUAUUAAAGAUUUUCUUGUUACUAACUCCAAACACAUCAAUGACAUUCUUGACAACAGCCUGUUUCCCUAUGAUGAAAUAGAAAAACUUAUACCCGAGGAUGCUAACAAAGACUUGUACCGCCAUAUUUUGAUUUUUAACGAUUACACAUUUGUUGACCAACUUACAGCAAUGAAAGAGGGUGCUGCAUUGCAACUAAAUGAAACCGAUAAUAAACAUAUUUUGGGCGAAUCCUUUUUAUUCGUUGUCACUGAUCAUAAUGCCCAAACAACGUCACUAAAGCUGCAGUUGUGUGCAGAGAUGUACAGUCAGUCUGAUGUUGAAGUUUAUAUUGACCAAAUUAUUGAACUUUUACAAGAAACGCUUCUUCAACCCGAAGUUAAAAUCGGACAGCUAAAAAUGGUAGCACCGAAAAAAACAUUAGAGGGGAAAUUUAGAAGAGAAACAUCUACCGGAGGCUUAAAAGACCUGCAUGUAAAGUUUCUUAAACCCGACAAUAAUGGUGUAAUGUUAAUACUGGACAAAAAGAAAAUAAUGAGAAAUGACGUCAUUCAAUUUAAUUUUGAAGAAAGGAAUAAGAGUGGUGUCCAAAUACUUAAACUAGAAACAAAGAAAAAGAUUUACAAAUUACAGUUUUCAGACGGCAACGCUGACAGUUGGAAACAAAAUUUAUUUGAUCUGUACAGAAAAUAGAUAAUUUGAAGCAUAACUUUUAUUCCCGAAAACUUUAGAUAAUUUGAAACGCACAAUACUCUUAUAUAAUUUAAUUCAUUAUAAUUAUCUGUUAGAGCGAGGUUUCCCCCCUCCCCCUUUCAAAAUCUGAGAUUUUAUAUAGUCAUAUUUUAGGGGUAUUUGGGGAAGGAUUAGUUGGUAACAAAAAUUCUUGUAUAUGUCCUCAUUUUUAUGUGGAUGUUCUCUGUCGUCUAUAAAUAUGCUCUUUUCGAUAUUGGAUCAGACCGAAACGUCCUGGAUUAUGGCCCCUGACUUGCACGACAAAUCACGUUUUUAGCUUGUCCACCCUCUAAGAGUUCAAAUAUAUCACUGUUAUACCAAAUAGUGUAAAAGUAUGUAAUACUAUGGUUGUGGAUCCUCUAGAGGUCACAAUUUUAUCCGAUUUUGAUGAAACUCAAAGUCUAUCUUUAAAUCGCAAAAAUCCCGGUUUCUUUCAAUAUUGGCACAUGUCGGACCGCAAUUUCCUGGAUUUUUGGUCCCUCGUAUUUUUAGCUUGUGGAACCUCUAGAGGUCAUAAUUUUUAUUUGAUUUUAAGAUCUGUUCAUAUUUAUGGUUGAGUUCGAAUUUCGUGAAAGUCUGACUGAAAUUUCCCGUCAAAAUGGCCGCUCCCCAUCAGUCAAAUAGUGUAAAAGCAUGUAAUACCAAGGUUGUCGUCCCUCGUGAGGUCACAAUUUUUAUCCGAUUUUGAGGAAAAAAUUAAAAAUAUGUUUAUAUCACAAAGAUCUUAGUUCCUUCAAUAUUGGCGCAUAACCUCCUGGAUUAUGACCCCUGAUUGUACGAACAAUCUUGUUUAUACGCCCACAUUUUCAUGUGGAAGUUUAUUAUCGUCGCCCAUGUCCGCCCGCUAGUUCACAUUUUGUUUAUGGACACUCUACAGGUCACAAAUUUUUCCGAUUUUGACGAAACUUAACAUGUAGGUUUAUAUUCCAAAGAUCUGGGUUCCUUUCGGUACUUAUGUGUAUAGUACCGUAACUUCAUGGAUUAUGGCUCCUGAUUGUACGCAAAAUCAAGUUAUUGGCUUGUGGUCAAUCUAGAGAUCACAAUUUUUAUUCAAUAAUUGUUUAUAUUAUUGCACAGAUAUAUUGGACUUUAACUUAUAUAUAUAUAUAUAUAUAUAGAUUUCAGGGUUUCUUGAGGUGUUUUAUUUCUUCUAAGGUUAUGCAUCAUUAACUUCUAAGAAAGAUAUAAGAAGCCCUGGGUUUGACAUCUGAAGUUAUUGAGACUCCAGCCUUUUUUAAGGAUUUGUCGAUCUGUUAUUUUAAGUUUGUCAUCAGUUUAUCAGCAUGUUUAAAUAUAAAUUAGUUCUAGUUUUACUUUUACUGAUUAUAAAGGAUUGUGUUCACAGUGACGACAUCAAUAAACGUUCUCAUGGCUUUAAUGAAAUGAAAUGGGGUUUAACGUCCUACUGUUCUGCUCCUAACCUGGGCUAAUGAAGACGGCUCAUGGCUUUAAGCAUUCGGUGUAUUUUUACCCUGUUAAAUUAUUUACUUAUUAUUUACUUAUACUGAUAUGAUUCUCAAACUGCGUUGUUGAAGGAAAGGCAACGAUAUCAAUCGAUAUCCAUUGUUACAACUAGCUUAUCUAGAGCUGUCUUAUUACACACUAAAAUAUAUUUUCAUGAAACAUAUUGCAAACCCCCUCUCCGGUUCUAACUUGAGGGUAAAGCCAGAUUCACACCCCCUUUAUCUAAUUUUUAUAGCUUAAAUGAAAACAAAGUCUGGUUAUAAAAUAUUUCAGUAUUUAUUAAAUUAGUUUGCAGUAUAACCUGUCUCAUUCAAUAAAUUAACUGUGUGUGUGAUCUACUAACUCUUCUUAAAUGAUUGUUACUCUGAUUCAGAAUAUGAAAAUGAGAAUGACUUUAGUAUUGUAAUCUAUAAUAUGCUUGUAUCUAUGUAUCCGGCUAUGAUAUAUAAAAUGUAAAAACGAA